Melitaea cinxia (Glanville fritillary) is the source of this 5355-nucleotide messenger RNA. RefSeq lists its product as uncharacterized. The record is from RefSeq and is a predicted model, not a curated record. NCBI's taxonomy places the organism in Eukaryota, Metazoa, Arthropoda, Insecta, Lepidoptera, Nymphalidae. The coding region runs from base 22 to 5208 and encodes 1728 amino acids. The transcript is spliced from 6 exons.
UAUUAUUGUAAACUUAAAACUAUGGAACCGGAUGGAUCUGAAGAUGUAGGUCAAUCGAGUAGUUUUGUCGAAGAAUCUCAAGCUGCAGUCAACAGUUUAAUUAUAGAUUACUACAAGAAGUUUGGAAGGAAACGGGACUUGGAACAAUUUUUUUCUCUAUCUACUGCCCAAAGUGAUAUCCGGGAUCCGACAAGUUUGUUUUGGAGGAAGAUGAAAUCUCAAACUGAUUCGUCGGAUUCAGGAGAGAAAAAAACUGAAUCGUCUACUGAACUUUGUAGGAUCUCAAUAAAAUGUUCAAUGCCUGAGCCUACAUCUUCACAGAGUGAAUAUAAAACAUACAAGAGUGAUACUGAAUCACCUCCUAUAGUUAAAGAGGAUGUGGUUGCAAAUACUUCUAGAAACUCUGACAAUGAAUCUGUUAAAUCAGAUGAUGUGUAUUCUCAUAAAUCUAUAGAUGGUACAUUAGAUACUUCUACUAACAAGCCACACUCUCCGACAAGCAGUAUUACAUCUCAACGUAAACUCGAAUGGGAUUCGUUAGCUGAUGUAGGUUAUGCUAACGAAAGUGAUAGAAAGAAUUCUGCUUCAAGCUUAAGCACAUUGGAGAGACUUGCUUUACAACAACAAUACUCAAAUAAUGACACUAAACAAGUCUCAGAUUUAGGUCUGCCCACAGCGCAUUCAACACCUAUUGAUGUUAUAGAAAAUAAAGUAAAAAAUAAAAAGGGUUUGCUGACAAAAACAACUAAAAUCUAUAAAAAAGAUGUUGACUCAGUAAAAGUUAACAUUCCUCAAAAUUUAGAAAACAUGCCACAACCUAUUAAUGUUAAUCUAACAAAACAUAUUUCUUUUAAUGUUGAAAAACAUGGUGGUGUCACUGUAGAAAAUGUAUCAAAAAGUGUUUCUUUGAGUCCAGAGAAAGUUUCAGUUGAAACUGAAGUUACAUCACAAGUUAAACUAGACAAAGAGAUACAAACGUCUCUGACAAAAAAUAAAAAAAAAUCUAGCAGUUCUAGUGAUUGCAAGGAAUAUGAUACAAGAAAAAUUCCUAUCCUUAUCAGUUUAAAUACAUUGAAGAGAAAAAAUAGGAGAAGGAAAGUUAUGAGAAUGAAAAGACAGCAUGGUAGAAAGCGGUUGUCAGCUGACAAAAAAUAUAUACCAGUUGAAAAAAGUACCGAGCAAGUGUCUGAAACUGAGAGUUUUGAAUACAUGCCAGGUCAUAUUUAUAAUCAAAAUCAAAUAAAUGAACAAAACAAAGAAAAUAUUGCUUUGGGUAAUAAAUCUAGUUUAGAAUCAAGUGCUGGCCUAACAACAGACUCAAGUAAAACAGCAAUGAAUUCUUUUACAAAAGACUUAGAAACAGGUAUUGAUAUACUUAAAACAGCACUAGAACAUAGAUUUAAUGAUUCAAAAUUAAAAAAGAAACUAAUUAAAGAAGUAGUUCAAAGACUUAUCAAAUCAAAAUAUAAAGAUGAUGAAAGUUCUACUGAAUUUUUAUCAGGCUUAAGUUUUGAUAGCAAGAAAAUAGAUUUAAAUGAUGUUAAUCACACAACAUCAAGUACUUCAGAUACAAAUAAUAUCAAACCAAAUAAACCAAAGAAAUCUAUUUUACGAAUGGACAGAUUUAAUGCUAAUGCCAUAGCUUCAACAUCACAAAGUGUUCCUAACUUACCUAUACUCACAAAGGACGAAAAUUCAAAUACAUCAAAUACCAAAAAAGAUAUCUCUAAUACAGAUACAGACAUAUCAAGCAAGAGUAAAAACUUAUCUGAUACAGGACUUGAUAAAACUUCAUCAGAAGUAUUGUACAAGAAGUACUUAGAUGCAUUAAAGAGAGAAGCAACUCACAAAAAACAUUUAAAAGAUAAAGAAAUAUUUCUAAGACAAAAACUAGUUGGCUCUGAUGUUGCAUUAAAUAUUAUCACUCAAAAGGAAGCUAAACCAAAAAAUCAUUUAAAGGACUUAAUGAAUGAUUUGAUAAGGAAUAACUACGAUGAUGGAUCAGGUGAUGCAAGUAAAUUAGAAGGUGGAUCUAACCCAAACAUACAAAAUAAUAAUUAUGAUUAUUUAAGAAAACAGAGAAGUCAUUCUGUUUUUACUUUGUCAUCUGGCAAUUCAGAUAAAUAUGCAAAAAGAACAAGUGAAAGUAAAAAAAUGCAGAAUUUGGCUGAUACUUCAAAGUGUUUUUCAAAAUCUGAAAAGCAUUAUUGUUGUUGUCCUUACCACACUUCACAUCCUCGUAUUGGAGUGGUUGAUAGCUCUGUACAAGUAAAUAUGAAGAGUAAUGAACUUAUUGAUCCUGAUUCAAAAGCUACCCAAAGCUCACCACAAGAGCAGUAUUACCAAAAAAUAUUGCAGCGUAAAUGUGAUAAAUGUAUUAAAUCACAAAAUCAAACCAAAGUUUUAUCCCAUUGUGCGAAUGAAGACAUCAGAUAUGUUUGCCUUUGCACUGGAGAUGACGUUAUACAAGAAGUACCCGAAAAUAUCCUAAUUUAUAAAUGUUCUAGACUGACCAACAAGUACUUGAAGCUAAGUGAUAACAUAGCAUCGAAAGUAUCUAAUACUGCAAGUGAACAUAUUUCUAGUAACUCUACUACUUCUCAUCAAAAGAUAUCACCAUUCAAUAUUGCUGAUUGUGAUAAAAAGUGUUUGAUUAUACAAGACAGUAACAGUUCUAAUAAUCAAACUUCCAAAUCUUCUCAAACAAACCUUAAUUUACCGAUUAAACUUCAAAGUAAAUCUAGUGAACAAAGUUUGGAUUCUGUAUCAUCCGGAGAAAAAAUAAGUUCUCAAAAAAAUAAACUCGAUAAUACUAAAAAAGUGCCAUUAAAUGAAAAAAGUAGUAAAUUUAUACAUGAAGCUACUCGGUGUAUCCAAACUGAAAUAAGUAUUAAUCCGAAAAUAUCUGAUCCAGGCUUAUCUGAUAUAAAUAUUGUAAAUGACAAAUAUUGUGUUCAAUUAAUAAGUGAGAACUAUAGAGAAGUUUCCCAGCCUACUUCUAGAAGUGAAAUCCUAAAAGACACCAUACUUAGAAGUGGUAGUAGUUCUGCAAAAAGUAGUCCACUGGAAGAUAUAGAUACAAGUAAAUUUGCUUUCAUAAAUGUUAAAGAAAAGGAUACUAAUACUUAUGAGAAAUUCGAUAAAGAAAUUCAAUCAUCUCCUGUUGAUAAUUAUAAUUUACAGGAUGUAAAUAAACAACAGCCUAGUAAAUUUACGAUUCCUAUAAAAGGCACAAAUAUGACUCUUAAAGUGAGCUUAGGAUCUGAUAUUGAUAACAAUUUAUAUCGAAAUAAUACCAAAAUUCUACAAAGUGAUGCUGAAAAUACUACUAAAUAUAUAUGCACUGGAACUGAGACUGAAAAAAAUAAUAACGUUGAAAAUUAUACGUCACUAAGAGAAGAAUGUUCGAAAGCAGUGCAGUCAAUUAAUACAAACAUUUUUAACGAAUUUUUUGAACAACCAAAAUCAACUUUUGGUAAAAAUGAAAAUGUGCUUCGUGAAAAUAGUGGAACAGUUGUGGAAGAAGAUACUGAAGUAUACUCGAAACCUUUCUUUGUAAAUACUUGCCUCGGCGAAGGACGUAGAUAUAAUACGUUUCCGAAAAAUGAUCUAAAAAAUACACAGAAACAUUUGCUUCGUUCGAAUACUGAUACUGGCGAAAUGGAAAAAGCUUGCCAUGUCACAUUUAAUCAGGCUACUAAUAAAGACAAAGCUGUGCAAUCAGAAACUGCCCUUAGCUCACAAGAGCAAUCGGAAGAAUUGAUUAAAACAACUAGUGAAGAAAAAGCGCAAUGUAAUUGUUCAAAAAAUGCUACUGAAAACGAUGUUGAAAGCAAAAAAAGUUUAAACACUGAAGAACAUAUACAAGCAAGAAGUUGUAACAGUGAUAAUGAUAAUGGUUCCAAAACGUCGACUUCAAAGGAUCCAUUGCUUGAUAUGAUACAAGACAUAACAAGGCGAUACUCUAAACAAGAUAUUGCAAAAAGUAAAAGAAAGAAGUGUUUUAAAGAAAUUAUUACAUUUUUGAAUUAUCUUUUGGAUACAGACGAUAAUACAGACUACGAGAAAAAUAAAACUCCGUCGUCAUCGGCCUGUGAAGAUACUAGUGGGACGAAUGAUAAGCUAAUAAAAAAAGAUGAUUAUAAAAAAUCUCCACGAAAGACUUUUGUAGAUAAAGGUAUACAGUUAUCUAUUGAAAAGUCUAAAUCUCAUAAAAUAAGUACAGAUUCGUCCGAACCACUUAUUUCGACUGGAAUUGCAAGUACGUCUUCCGAUUCCGCAACUUGUAAAGUUUUGAAUAAAAUAAAAAGAGAAUGCGAAAAAUACCAUCAAAAACGUUGCAAAUGUCACGGUAAAGAAAAGAAGGGUGUAACAACCAGUAGUACUUCUGUGAAUUGCGAUCAAUGUAGACGUGUCCAUCACUGCUUAUGUAAAGGGCAUAAAUGCAAAAGUCAUAAAAGUAAAAAAUCCUGUGGAAAAGAGAAAAAAUGUGUUGCCUAUAACUUGAUUAUACAAACAUCAGAUAGUGUUUUCAGUGAAGAAAUAACUUGCGAUAAGAAUCGCCAAAAGUUGCAGAAUAUAAUCGUGAAAGUACCGUCGAAACGAAAAGUCGAAAACGCACCGUUUAAAGAGGUGGCUUCAAAAAUUGAAAAAAAUCUGCCCAAUUGUAGUCCGCGCAAUAAUAAUAAUUAUCGUUCAAGAAGUUUGCCGAACGACAGUGAGAUAUCGAGUACAGACGAUUUUUUGAGAAAAUCUCAAGCAUACACAGUCAGGGAAUACUUAGAAAGAAAUCGUCCUGAUUUUGUCAAAAAGUCAACAAAACGUCAGCAUUGCUUGAAGUUGAUUAAUGAAACCAGAGCAAAUGAACGCGAUGCCAAGCGGCAACUGCUAUCACUGCAGUUGGACCGACAACAGGCAUUGAAUGCUCUAAGUGAAACUGAAUUAAAAAAAUUCGCCAAAGUACUGGGCGAUGAGCUUCGGCGAAAAAAAGUUACUCCAAAAUUUAUAAGUGAACGGGAAAUGAAGAUGCAUUCUGAGAAAAUAUAUAAAUCACUCCCUGAAGUUGUGUGUAAAAAGGAAGAAAUUAAAAAAGAAAACAUAAAAAAAACCAACUUGCUAAUGGCAAACAUUUUUAAAAAGAAUCUUCAAAAGAAAACAUUACAAGGAGCUGUAAACUUGUCAAACUACAGUAUGGUGAUAAAAAUUUGACAUUAAAGAAAAUAAAAUUUGUUAUCAAUAAAAGUGUUCAGUGAUUUUUAAUAUUUUUAUAUACCCGUUGACGUCAUUGUUUUGUAAUGAAAUAAAUUUAACGUAUUUUGUCUCUUGUUAUGUACAUUAAUAAAUACAUUUUAUGUA